Molecule: messenger RNA, 2729 nt
Organism: Coccinella septempunctata (seven-spotted ladybird)
Lineage: Eukaryota; Metazoa; Arthropoda; Insecta; Coleoptera; Coccinellidae
Product: RAC serine/threonine-protein kinase
Exons: 7
Coding region: 163-1728 (521 amino acids)
Biological process (GO): protein phosphorylation
Molecular function (GO): ATP binding; protein serine/threonine kinase activity
Source: RefSeq, a predicted model, not a curated record
UAUAUCUCUUUUUCCGUGUCUGAUAACAAUAUUUGUUGACUUUUGGUUGUUGACUUUGAUAUAAUAUGAAAAUGUCCUUGUUAUAGGAAAAUUUUGCGUAGUAUUUUGAAUUAAUGUGGAGAAUUUGAAUGAAAUAAUAUUUUUGAAGACAUCUAAAGAAAAAUGAAUCAGAUCUUACAGAGUGGUACACCAUCCGUUGGUACUAAGAAUUAUAGUGCAGCAAAUAUAGUGAAAGAAGGUUGGCUGUAUAAGAGAGGUGAAAGAAUAAAAAAUUGGAGACCAAGGUAUUUCAUACUUUUGGAUGAUGGUUCCCUUUUCGGUUUCAAAAACAGACCCCAUGUUACUGCCAUGAGCGAUCCACUAAAUAAUUUUACCGUGAGAGGGUGUCAGAUAAUGUCAACAGACAGACCUAAGCCCUACACUUUCAUUAUAAGAGGUCUUCAGUGGACAACUGUAAUUGAAAGAAUGUUCAAUGUUGAGACUGAGCAAGAAAGAGAAGAGUGGAUAUUAGCGAUCAAAACUGUAGCCGAACGAUUGUCAACGGAAUAUUCCGAUGUUGAGAUGAAUUCUAUGCCGUAUAAUGCAGGACCAAUAGAAAUCGCUGAACCGGCCGCUGAAGAUUUGUCGAAAAAAUUUCUCCUGCAGGGUACGUCGUAUUCCAAGUCAUCUGGAAAAAAGAAAGUAACUCUAGAAUCAUUCGAGUUCUUGAAAGUUCUCGGUAAAGGCACCUUUGGAAAAGUGAUAUUGUGCAGGGAAAAAAGUACAGCAAGGUUAUAUGCAAUAAAGAUAUUAAAGAAGGAGGUUAUCAUCCAGAAAGAUGAGGUGGCACAUACUCAAACAGAAAACAGGGUGCUGAGAAGUACAAAUCAUCCCUUCUUAACGUCCCUGAAAUAUUCUUUUCAAACCAAUGAAAGGUUGUGUUUUGUGAUGGAGUAUGUGAAUGGUGGAGAACUGUUCUUCCAUUUAUCCAGGGAAAGAGUAUUUUCAGAAGAACGUACAAGAUUUUAUGGGGCAGAAAUUAUUUGUGCAUUGGCCUAUCUUCAUUCUCAAGGAAUUAUUUAUAGAGACCUCAAGUUGGAGAAUUUGCUUCUUGAUAAAGAUGGACAUAUAAAGAUAACAGACUUUGGACUGUGCAAGGAAGAUAUAACUUACGGUCAGACAACAAGAACAUUCUGUGGCACCCCAGAGUAUUUGGCACCAGAAGUAUUGGAAGAUAACGACUACGGCAGGGCUGUAGAUUGGUGGGGUAUUGGAGUGGUUAUGUAUGAAAUGAUGUGUGGGAGACUUCCAUUUUAUAAUAAAGACCAUGAAAUCCUCUUCCAACUCAUUUGUGUAGAAUCAGUUAGAUUUCCAAGGAAUUUGAGCAAUGAAGCUAAAGACCUGCUCGCUGGCCUCCUUGUCAAAAAACCUGAAUUGAGGUUAGGUGGCGGUCCUGAAGAUGCGAAACAGAUAAUGGAGCAUCCAUUCUUCAGUUGCAUCAACUGGACGGAUUUGGAAAUGAAAAGGAUACCUCCCCCUUUUAAACCUCAGGUAACAAGUGAAACGGACACCAGAUAUUUCGAUCAGGAAUUUACUGGAGAAAGUGUAGAAUUAACCCCCCCAGAACCUGAUAGGAUACUGAGUUCCAUUCAAGAGGAACCCCAUUUUCCUCAAUUCAGUUUUCAGGACUUAUCAUCAACAAUUGGCAGCUCAAGUCAUAUAGGAAGUAGUAUGAGUAGUGUAGCAUAAGUAAUGUGAUGGAGAGAGGAUAUUUGAUUUCAAGUGAGUAGCUAAAAUGUUUGAUUGAUGUUUAACAAGUGUUGGAAACAACACAAGAAGAUAUAUUAUUUGUUAAUUUAAAAAAUUAAUUCAAACAGUAUCUUUGAGAGGAGUGUUUUAGUGCGGUAUGUUUGAAUAUGUAGCGAAAUACACUUUUUCUCAUCUCAAUGUAUAAAUAACAUUAGGUAAGGGAUUUUAUAGUGUUUGAACUCUCUUGUUGUUUGCAAUUAUUUUUCUCCAGUUAACAUCCCAAUAGAAUUUGAAUUGCAUUACGAAAUGAGGAUUAAUUGCGGAAUAUCAAACUUAUUCAAACCACAGGCAAUAGCAUUUAAUGAACAUAUGUAAUGAAUCUUUCUCAUUGUUACUAUAAUUUACAUUAAUCAUUAGGUAAAAUUGAUUUUUAUGAUAUUUAUAACAUAAAAAAAUUUGAUGUAAUGAUGACAGUUUGUAAUAAGAUUUCAUAAAACACUUUUUAUUCGAAGAUACAAAUUUCUGUUGAAUUGUAUGGAAAUUGGGAGAUUGUGAUAAAUUGUUGAAUUUUCUGUAUAUAAUAUGACAUAAGUAAAAUUAUCGAAGAAUUGUGUAAAUAUUGUUAUGGGAAAUAUUGUAAACAUAUUAUUAUUUUCAGUGAUUUUGGAAACAGUGAUCAUACUUCUUAUCUUGUAAUUUUCUUUUCGAAUAAAUAGGGGUUGAAUUGGAAUAAUUAGAUUGAUGAGAAUUAAAGAAUUGUAUAGGAAAUAUUUAUGAAAUGAACACAUAAUAAAAUGUGCUUUAUUUUGUAAUGUAACGAGUAUACUAGGUUGGCUGUAUAAUUGUCGGGAUUGGUUCAGUUAGGGUUUGAAGAUGUUGCUUAUAUUGAAUAUUUAAUUUUGUUUUAUUUACUCAGUGUAAUUUGAGCUAUGUAUAUAAUGAUCAUUAAUUAUUGUUUUAAUGAAUUAAUCUGCUAUAUCAAAUAUAUUUAUUACAUUAUC